Oncorhynchus mykiss (rainbow trout) is the source of this 5648-nucleotide messenger RNA. RefSeq names its product sodium/calcium exchanger 1. The record is from RefSeq and is a predicted model, not a curated record. Gene Ontology annotation, biological process: calcium ion import across plasma membrane; sodium ion transmembrane transport; cell communication. NCBI's taxonomy places the organism in Eukaryota, Metazoa, Chordata, Actinopteri, Salmoniformes, Salmonidae. Gene Ontology annotation, molecular function: calcium:sodium antiporter activity. Gene Ontology annotation, cellular component: postsynapse; axon; sarcolemma.
UGAUGCUGAUGUGAGCGUUGGGUUUAAGUCCGUUUCCAUCACUCAUUCGCGCCUACACCCAUGUGCAUCUCUCUAUCGUAGGCUAUUCUUCGAAUGGACUCUGAGAAACAGCAUUUUCCAAUUCAUUUUUGGUUAAUUGUGAAACAUUAUGCUAAACCUGUUAAUUAUUUGUUUAAUUUAGUGCAGACAAACAGUAGUUUGGUAUUCUGGUUGCUGUGGAGAAUAAAUGGCCGAUCCAAAAAGGAGCGAGGUUCUUUAAACGAUCCAGCACGGUGUCAAUCAUUUAACUCAAUAAUUCAGCAUCAACAACCGCUCAUUGCCUGGCUAACAGAGACGAGUGCCAAAUUAGAUUUUAAAUAAAAUAAAACAUAAACAAAAGAUUCUGAAUACCAGACAUUAUUUAUUAAGAAUAAAAUGACCGAGAAUAGCAUAUCAAUUCAAUCCAUGUUCGCAAGGAAACCUGCCUGAGAAGCCUAGAAGAAGCGCCUAGGCAAGCUGAACGACGUCUCCAAGAUCCAGCGCAUCAACGCGAGGAGCACCAUUGAUAGGCUAGUGUUCUUUGGAGGCAACAUACAGUGAGUUUUGCUGUGCCACAUUGUAUACGGAGAAGGAGUCGAAGGACAGGAGGCAGCUGAUAUUGGGCAGCAGCAAUACCACAUAGGAAGAAAGCCUGCUUGUCCCCUGCCAUUCGGAAGAGGUAAGGGUGAUGAUCUGUUAAGACAAGUUUUUUUAGUUCCUGUUGGCAGAGCGCUGUUCAGAGGUGUCUGUUGAGACGUUAGACGUGAAGUGGAUUGAUCUCUGGAGCCAGCUGACUCGAAUGUCCAGACGCCGGCAUGUUACACACCCACAUUCUGAGCCUUGCCCAACUCUCCUCUACCUCCUCCAGCCUCUCCACCUCCCUCUUCCUCCUCUUCCUCCUGGGGCUUACCCACCUCUCCCAGGCUGGCUCAGACCAUGCAGCACUCAGCAGCCCGCCCAGCAACUGCUCUGAUGGAGAUCCCUGCUCUGAGGGCGUGGUCCUGCCCAUGUGGAACCCUCAGAACCCGUCAGUGGGCGACAAGGUGGCACGGGCCAUCGUCUACUUCGUGGCCCUCAUCUACAUGUUCCUGGGCAUGUCCAUCAUUGCUGACCGCUUCAUGUCUUCUAUUGAGGUCAUCACCUCUCAGGAGAAAGAGAUCACCAUCAAGAAGCCCAACGGAGAGACCACCACAGCCACUGUACGCAUCUGGAAUGAGACCGUAUCCAACCUGACCUUGAUGGCCCUAGGCUCGUCUGCCCCAGAGAUCCUGCUGUCUGUCAUCGAGGUGUGUGGCCACUCGUUUGAGGCAGGCUCCCUGGGCCCCAGCACCAUCGUGGGCAGCGCAGCAUUCAACAUGUUUGUCAUCAUUGCCCUCUGUGUGCACGUGGUGCCAGAGAACGAGACACGCAGGAUCAAGCACCUGAGGGUGUUCUUCGUCACGGCAACCUGGAGCAUCUUCGCCUACAUCUGGCUCUACCUGAUCCUGGCUGUCAUCUCCCCGGGGGAGGUGGAGGUGUGGGAGGCCGUACUUACCUUCAUGUUCUUCCCCAUCUGUGUGGUGCAGGCCUGGGUCGCGGACCGACGCCUGCUCUUCUACAAGUACAUCCACAAGCGUUACCGUGUCGACAAGGCCCGCGGCAUCAUCAUCGAGACAGAGGGGGACAGCAUGUUCACCAAGAUGGAUGUGGAGAUGGACGGCCAGGGGGGCAACUCCCACCCCCACCCCAAGGAUGUGCUGGACCACAUGCUGGAGGGGGUGGAGGAGGGUGGAGGGCUGAACUCAGAAGAGGAUGAGGCUCGGAGGGACAUGGCCCGCACCCUGAAGGAGCUGAAACAGAGGCACCCAGAGAAAGACACAGAGCAGCUGAUUGAGAUGGCCAACUACCAGGUUCUGGUCCAGCAGCAGAAGAGCAGGGCCUUCUACCGCAUCCAGGCCACACGCAUGAUGAUCGGUGCUGGGAACAUCCUGAAGAAGCAUGCUGCCGACCAGGCCAGGAAGGUGGUGAGCUGCCAUGAGGCCAGCGGACAGGAGGAGGACCCCCACACCAUCUACCUGCAGUUUGAACCCUCCCACUACCAGUGCUUCGAGAACUGUAGCUCGCUCAAGCUGUCUGUUGGGCGCCAUGGGGGCGAAAGCGGCUGCACAGUCAAGGUGGACUACCGGACAGAGGACGGAACGGCCAAUGCCGGCUCAGACUAUGAAUUUGCUGAGGGCACGCUGGUCUUCAAACCUGGUGAGACACUGAAGGAGCUGACCGUGGGGGUUAUUGAUGACGACAUCUUUGAAGAGGACGAGCACUUCUACGUGCACCUCAGCAACCCUCGCAUUGUCCACCGUGCCGAGGUGGCCAUCCUGGAGCCCAGCACCAUCACCACCACCAGCAGUAUGAGGAACCUCUCCCCCCACGUAUCCCCCAAGGCCGCCCUGGGCAACGCCCACACUGCCACGGUAACCAUCUAUGACGACGACCACGCAGGCAUCUUCACGUUUGAAGUAGAGUCAAUGAGGGUGAGCGAGAGCGUGGGCACCAUGCAGGUAAAGGUGCACCGGAUGUCCGGGGCCAGGGGUAAAGUGGCCAUCCCCUACCACACCCUGGAGGGCACCGCCAAGGCUGGGGAGGACUACGAGGAGGUGGCUGGGAAACUGGAGUUCCAGAACGACGAGACCAUGAAGCUGUUGGAGGUGAAGGUCAUUGAUGAUGAGGAGUAUGAGAAGAACAAGACCUUCAUCAUCCAGCUGGGGGAGCCUGUGCUGCUGGAGAUUGGACGGAAACACGGCGACUCCAAUGACAACAAGCCAGCAGGAACUGAUGAGGAAGAGGUGUCCAAGAUGGGCUGUCCCAGCCUAGGAGAACACACCAAGCUGGAGGUGGUGAUCGAGGAGUCCUACGAGUUCAAGAACACAGUGGAUAAGCUGAUCAAGAAGACUAACCUUGCUCUGGUGGUGGGCAGCAGUAGCUGGAGAGAGCAGUUUGUCAAUGCUGUCACUGUCAGUGCAGGUGAUGAUGAUGAGGAGGAGAGUGGGGAGGAGCGCCUGCCGUCCUGUUUCGACUACAUCAUGCACUUCCUCACAGUGUUCUGGAAGGUUCUGUUCGCCUUUGUCCCGCCCACAGAGUACUGGAACGGCUGGGCCUGCUUCUUUGUGUCCAUCUCCCUGAUUGGUGUUCUGACGGCUGUGACUGGGGACCUGGCCUCUCAUUUUGGCUGCACAGUGGGGCUCAAGGACUCUGUCACUGCCGUAGUAUUUGUGGCCCUGGGUACUUCCGUUCCAGACACCUUUGCCAGUAAAGUGGCGGCCAUCCAAGACCAGUACGCUGACGCCUCCAUCGGCAAUGUAACAGGCAGUAAUGCAGUGAAUGUGUUCCUGGGCAUCGGUGUGGCGUGGACCAUCGCGGCCGUCUACUGGAAGACCAAGGGCAAGAAGUUCCUUGUGCAGCCAGGCUCGCUGGCCUUCUCCGUCACCCUGUUCACAAUCAUGGCGUUCGUGUGCGUCCUGGUGCUGAUGUACCGCCGCCGGGCCGGGGUGGCAGGGGGCGAACUGGGGGGCCCGCGGACCGCGAAACUCCUCACCUCCCUCUUCUUCUUCUCCCUCUGGCUCCUCUACAUCAUGCUGGCCUCCCUGGAGGCCUACUGCCACGUGCCAGGCUUCUGAGAGACAGAGAGAGAGACAGAGAGAGAGAGACAGAGAGAGAUUGAAGGAGAAAGCUUGUCUCCAAUUGUUUACAUGUCUAUCCCGCUCAUUUCUGUGUACUUUUCUGAGUGUUAUGAAGUAUUUCUAUUGUUAUUAUUAUUGCUACAGUGGUUACUUGACUCUGAAGACUUCUAUCCCAUUUAGAAUGACGUGGAUGGCAGCCUUAGUCAUUCUGUUGGAAGCAUACUGGGACCAGCUAAUGACUUGAUGUAUAUCUUGGGAGGACUCAUGCCUUGAGGCGUAGCUUUGUCUAACCAGGCUGUCUGCACAAAUGAGGGGGAAAAAAUGACCCUUGACUCUUCUGAGUAUGCUCCCGUUUUGUUUAUAGCCUAUCCUGAACCCUUAGCUAUUUCAGCCCCACUGCCUCUCUCCUGCAUCUCUGCAUUCAGAUAGAGUACGGCCCUAGUAAAUCAGUCUGAAUGUCUUGGAGAUGACGCACACUGACUCAGAGAUCAGAGCCGGAUCAGAUCUUCCCUCUCCCCGUGUCUUAACGUUGGUUCCUGGUUGGCCAACUCUCGAACCCCUGAUGCCCACCAAGCACAAUCAUUCCCAUGAAGAUUCUCAGCCUCUGCCCUGAACAUUGACUACUUCCCCCACCCCCAUCCUAACCCUCUCUCUUAUUUUUCAACAACGUCAUGUGGUUGUCUUGUGGAUUUUUUGGGGGGAAAUGAUGCCAAGAUAGUAAAGAUGUUUGAAAAAUCGAAGUGUUUGUAGAUAAAACAUUGCCAUAUAUUAUCUUGGAACACGGUCUGAAAAGCGAACUUGUGAUGGGGGUUGUGAAGUGGAAGAACAACAGUUUGUAUGGUACUGCAUUAGAAUUAGUAGCCACUGAGAGCAAAAAAUAAUGUCAGAUGCCAUUCAGGAAAUGGAGAUCAGUUGAACCAAGCUGUUGCUGUUUGUUAAUAAGAUUAAUGUUCAUAUUUAUUAUCUCAAACUAUUUAUUGUAUAUCAUGUAAAAGAUAAUACUCCUGCUAGUUGUGUACAUCUGGGAGAGUGAGAUUGUGAGUGUGUUUUUUUGCAUGUAUUGAGUGAAGAAUUGAAUGAUAGAAACAUUUGGAAGUAUUGUAUGUAACAUUUUAAUAUGGCUAUCAUCAUGAGUGAAAGUCUAGAUGUGAUUCCAAGCUAAGCACAGUAAAAUAUGAGUAUCACUGCCUGGUUCCCUGACCAAGACUCUGUCUGGGGACAACCUCUUAGUCUUGUGAGGACUUCUUCCAAUAGCCUUUUUUUUUUACAGGACACUAAUCAAUGUGAGACAAGACCUGCCAGAGUUUUCCUGCUUCUUGAAAAGUGUGCUUUGAAGUAUACAUUUGGGACCAUGUUGAAGCAAAUUUUUUUCCUAAGGUUUUGUAUGAGUGUGUGAGCGUGUUGAUGUGGAUAAUUCAAGGUAUUUGUACUUCUUGUCUUCAGAGUUUGAUGGAAGGCAUGCCUUUAUACCAUCAAAAAAUGUUUACUCAAGGGGGUAUGGAUUUCAAUGAUGAAAUGUCUACACUUCUGAGUUAUGUUCCCAGGAAUCCUCUCCCCAAAAUGUUUUCUUAGUCUCCGUCCCGUUCAGGCUUUGAACAUAUUUCUGCUCCAUGUCAAAGCCCUGCAUAGGAGUAGAAACAGCGUUUCUAAAGCCUAAAGCGUUUGUUUAUUUCCUGAACAUAGCACACACAUUCCAAUAUACAGGUUUGAAAAUGGUAACAAAAUAACUAUGACAAUACUGUACUGUUAUGAAAAAAAAAGACCAAACAAACAAAUGAUUGCCAAACCUUCCUAUAAUUUGCAUAAGGACCGUGUGUAGACCUCAUGUUUGAAAUCUAGGAUCCUCCGAUCCAUUCUUUUCAUUUCUAGAUGUGUUCCUAGUUACAUGAUCAUUGCUGCUUUUAUUUGGAUUCAUAUGCACGCUAAAUGUAUGAUCAAUGGAAAUAAAAGUUGUUUAUUUAUCAUUUAUCAAAA